ACACAUGGCACUCAAAACCGAGUGCAAAAUGUCCAGCAGUUAGAGCCACUAUAUUUUUUUCCUUUUAAUUUGCGCCCCGUCUGUAUUGGGAAUUCUACUGUAUUUUUUAUGUUGUAACAUAAUUACAUUUACUAUCAUAGCGCGUUAACUCAUUCGGCCUGUGUUUAGAUUGUUUGCGCAUGCGCAGUCACGGCCAGCCUGAACGCUCUAAGCUGCUUCUUAAACGUCUCCUGAGAGCUGCGUGAAACAUGGCCGACUCUAUAUAGCACUUUUUAUUUACGUCUUCGUCUAUCAUGGGUUUGUACGGUUGUUAAUCGAUAGUGCGGACCCAUCUCACGAAGGCUAUUCGAUAUAUUCUAGAUAUAUUAUUGUACCUUGUUAGCUGCAAUGCUAACCCAUGACUAGCCAGUUGCUUUUAACCGAAUUGUACACACAGCAGUCAGGAAACACCGGGAAUCCUGUGUGAAGUGUUUUGUACCGUUUGACAACAUGGCUGGUGGUAUUACAGAGACUGGAGAGCUUUACUCCCCUUUUGUUGGCUUGGUGUACAUGUUCAACAUUAUUGUGGGUACUGGUGCUCUGACUAUGCCCAGAGCCUUUGCCACUGCUGGAUGGGUUGUAAGCCUGGCGCUCAUCUCCUUUUUGGCUUUCAUGAGUUACAUGACCACUACAUUUGUGAUUGAGACCAUGGCUGCAGCUAACGCUCAGCUACGCUGGAAGAGGAGAGAGCAGGAAGAGAUCCAUAGCAGUGACUCUGGCUCUGACUACUCUGAUGAUGAGGUCAUCUGCAGGGGGCGGUCAGAUCCGGUGGAGACUCGACCCAUUCUCUCAGUUCAGCGUGUAGGGUCAGUGGAUCACUUUGAAAUUGUGGAGAGAGUUGAGAUGGGACAAAUGGCCUCCAUGUUUUUCAAUAAAGUUGGCGUCAAUAUGUUCUACAUCUGCCUCAUUGUGUACCUCUAUGGAGACUUGGCCAUCUAUGCUGCCGCUGUGCCCGUGUCCUUGAUGGAAGUGGCCUGCGGCAAUCACUCCUGCAGCGCUGGGAGCGUAAAAUACAACGACACCGAGUCAUGCUGGGGGCCAGUGAGUCGGAAAGACGCCUACAGAGUCUUUCUCGCAGUCUUCGUUCUACUGUUGGGUCCUUUCACGUUCUUCAAUGCACAAAAGACCAAAUACCUUCAGAUCCUCACCUCACUAAUGAGAUGGAUUGCUUUCACCAUGAUGAUAAUCCUGGCGCUGAUUCGCAUCUCAAAGGGCCACAGAGAAGGCAAUCCUAAGGUGGCGCAGCUUAGUGGAGUUCCCAACCUAUUUGGUGUGUGUGUGUACUCCUUCAUGUGCCAGCACUCGCUGCCCUCUCUGAUAACACCUAUCUCAGACAAACGGAGGGUGACUGCGCUUCUAACCGUGGACUACGUACUCAUCCUGGCCUUCUACAGUCUGCUUUCUUUCACAGCCAUCUUCUGCUUCGACAGCUCGCUGCUGCGAGACAUGUACACACUAAACUUCACCGAUAACUGUGACGUACUGGACGUGACCUUCCUCCGCUACUUUUUAGGACUGUUCCCUGUCUUUACAAUCAGCACGAACUUUCCUAUAAUCGCAGUCACGCUGCGCAACAACUGGAAGACGCUCUUCCACAGAGACGGAGGCACCUACCCAUGGGUGGUGGACCGCAUCGUGUUUCCCUUGAUUACUUUGGUGCCACCCAUCAUAGUGGCAUUUUGUACUCAUGACCUAGAAGCUCUCGUGGGCAUCACUGGAGCCUACGCAGGCACAGGCAUUCAAUACAUCAUUCCUGCUGCCCUGGUCUUCUUUAGUCGGCGCCACCUGGAGCCUGUGUUUGGAAGAGAAGUGGAGAAUAAACACAGGUCUCCAUUCCGACACACAUUCUGGGUCGUGUUUGUGGUGAUUUGGGCGACUUUCUGCCUGAUGUUUGUCACAGCUAAUAUCAUACUGACAGCAGAAAACAAGAUCUAAGCAUGCGGUUUACUGUAUAAAACUUUCACUAGUUUCAACAUGCAUUUUGUUUUAUUCUGUAAGGUUUGGUGGUUUCAUUCACUCAGUUACACAGUUGAACUUAAAUAGGGAAAGGGAGCAAAAUUGAGUUUAAUUUGACAUGAGAAUGAUACUUUUGUUUACUAGACUGCGGAAGGACUAAAGUAAAGAAAUCUUUUUUGACUGUAGGUUAAUUUGAGCUUUAAUUUGCUUAAGACAUUCAUUUAAGUGACAAUUCAGUUUGUACUGUAACAAUUUUCAGCUUUUAACAAACCUCAGUCAGUUGACACUAUUAUUAUUUUUUGCCCAUUUAUUUUGAACAUUUUGUUCCUUUUGAGUCCAUUUAGUUUAGAUUUCUUUUGCUAGCAAUUACAAACAAAAUGUUUAUUAUAGGUUUUCCCCCCUUUUUGGAAUGGUAAUCCUUAGAACCGACUCAUUCUCUCUCUCUCUCUCACACACUCACUCUCACUCUCUCUCUCUCUCUCGCUUUUCCCGUCCUUCCUUUGUCUCUCUCUCUCCUCCCUCCUUUUUUUUUUUUUAAACCAAACGAAACAGCCACAUGCACCUUAGUGUGGGCGAGAGCUAUAGUAGGAGCAAAGCAAAUCAGGGAUAAUUAGUAUUUCAUGGCUUCCAUUUUCAGCAUUUCAGAACCUGGGUGUCCUCAGUUGUCCUCAGCAGUGAAGGGUUUACAGAGAGCUGCAGUUCAGUCUCGACUCCUCAAGCAGAGAUGCUUGCACACUCACUCUGGUUUCACUUACCUAUAACGCAACCUGGGCUUUCUGAUUUCCUGUGUUUGGGUUUAGUCAUGCAUAGAGCACUGGGACAGAUGUGUAUAUAAAUGAAAACCUGCACCUUAUGUCUCCAUGUCCACUGUGUGAGUUUUACUACUUAUCAUACUGCUUGCUUGAAUAUAUUUCAAAACCUAAUAUAUAUAUGACUUUUUAAUCCUGUCUCGCAUCGUAUUUUUCGUCAUUAUCAUCUCCUCCACAUUCACUAGUUCUCAAAGGUUUGGGGGUGUGUUUUAUUUUUAUUUUUUUGUUAUUAUUAUUAAUGUUUUCCAGCUCUCCUCAAACCCAACUAAGAACUGCCUAAGAGACAGGGAUAGAUUAAAGCGUUUAUCAGUCUGAGAGCAGUUGGAUUAAAAGUAAUCAGCACUAAAGAAGCACAGAAGAGCGUUUCCUGAAAUCAAAUAGUUAGCCUUUACCUUUUUUAAACACAUUGCAACCCCUAAACGUUUGACCGACAGUGGAAGUGGCCCCUCAGGGUUCCAGCAGUUACUGAACAUGUGUGUAAUUGUGUCGUAGCUGUUAACACAUCACCAUCUCGUUACAUCGCUGUCUUUCCUGCAUUUUCUUCAUCGGCGCUCUAUGCUCUGAUCAUCGGGAACAUGUUUGUUACUGUAUAAUGACUGCUGCUCUCUGUGAGAGUGCUCGACCACCUAAAGACAAGCAGAAGAAGCCUGCACAGCAGCCUCAAGCGUGAGACUGCCGUAACCUGCUCAGGAUUUACACCUGUUGCGUUCAGCUCAUAUGAAUUCAGCUGAAGAUGAUUAUUUUUAUUCGUCCCUGCACAAUUCAGCUCCUUCAGUGAAGCAGAAGCAGGAGGCUGAGCGGUGCUUUAAUAUCACCGUCCUGAUCGUGGACUUUCAGGUGGAGAUUUGUAGUGCAAUAAAAAGUGAUUGCAGCUUCUAACUCAAAUGCUCAAAUCUAAGUCAAUAUUUAAUUAAUAAAUGAAGUUUAUUUACAGACGUGGUGAAUAAAUGAUUGAAGUGAAUAAAAAUGUGCCUUUCUCCCAGGGUUUUGUACUCCUUCUGUUCUUUAUGAGGAAGAUAUGUCGUCUUGUCGUGUAAACCCCAUCAUGUAACCUGCAUGUCACCUGUUUCAUGUAACUGACAAUCAGUGUGUCUUCUAAAUAAACAUCUAAAUUUCUUCUUUUGA
This is a messenger RNA of Tachysurus fulvidraco (yellow catfish), 3929 nucleotides long. It is a transcript of the gene slc38a12, whose product is annotated as transmembrane protein 104. NCBI's taxonomy places the organism in Eukaryota, Metazoa, Chordata, Actinopteri, Siluriformes, Bagridae. The coding region runs from base 490 to 1974 and encodes 494 amino acids. The record is from RefSeq and is a predicted model, not a curated record. The transcript is spliced from 10 exons.